AACAGGUCAGCCACACUCGUUCUAUCUACACUGGAAAGGAAGUGACUCGUUAAGGAUAGACAUGAGGAGGUGACGUCUCCUCAAGUCCUCGUUUUUUGGUGCUGGUUUCUUCGUGCCCUUUGACCGAGUCUCACUCUAAGGCAGAUGGGGACCACGUGAGAGCACGCACCGCCACCAUGGCGCGUACGCUGCGCUGUGUGUUCACGUGGACCUUCGAAGGGAUCCUGUGUACCUGCAGGUUCCUUUGGGUUUGCCCAUACAAUGCAGUCCGGUUCUUACCAAGGGAAAAUCACACAAUAGCGGAAAAAGGCCGUCAUCACAAACAAUCCAUAGGUUCUGAAAGCAAGAUGGUGGCCGCCAUACCAGGCUGCCCUGACCGCACCGCCGCCCUCCAGAAGCGGUUGGCCAAAACCGAGCAGGACAUCCUGUCGCUGAAGACCAGGAUGGCCUGCGAGGGGGCGUCGUGGAGAGAAGGUUUGCGGAGCUGCGGAGGAAGCAGGCAGAGCUUUGCAAUCAGGUGUGUGGUGUUCCCCGGUUUGUUGGGUGACAUCGCUGGUGAUAUCGUUACGCCCAUCAGGUCAUCUUCGACGCUGCGGCACUGACAGGAGCGCAGACGAGAGUGGACAAUGGAGACUUAUUGGAGGAGCGCUCCAGCAAAUCCUUCAGCGUGGUCAUGCUUCAUGACAGAUGUGCUGAUCUUCCGUCACCAGGCGGCCAGUUGUCUUUGUCGUCAGUGUCAAGCUCCAAUUCUUCCUGCUCUUCAGUGUCAAGUGUGAGAUCAGGACGAUCUUCAGGACCGCACCGGGUUUUUGUCCCCCACUCACCCUUGGACCUGCAGCUGGGCCACCGGGUCAGAAUCAUGUUGCCGACCGGGCGCAUCAGCACGGGCACCGUUCGCUUCCUGGGCCACCUGCAGGGGGAGCCAGAGCUCCACCUGGGCGUGGAGCUGCAGGCGCCCGACCACGGCGUGCGGGACGGCCACCAUAAGGGUCACUGCUACUUUGACUGCAAACCUGGCCAUGGUGCCUUCGUAACUUUCCACAAGCUACUGAUGGCCUGGGAAUGACCCUGCAAGGCAAGGACACCUUGGACAAAGCAGUAUUGGCAUUUUGGAAAGAGAUACACCACAUUUUUUGCAGUAUAAAAAAAAAUAAUACAAACUCUAAUCAGGCAUGUGAUUUGACCACGAUGAAAAAGACAGAAAACAUUUCCGGGGGUCUGGGGGACGAAGGCCAGGUCCAGGGCGGCGCCCUGGUGGGGGGACAAAGGGGGCAACGCCCCCCGAAGCUCCUGGUUUUUCACCAAUUUAACAUGCUAAAAUUAACAAAGACAGCACCAUUUACACAAAUGGGGCUGUCUCUCCCUGUUACCAAAAAAACCCAAAAACUUCUGGUUCCUACAAUAUAGAACAAUACAGUCUGCAAGGGACACAGUCCUCAGAGCACACAUGAUUGUGCGCGGUGCCGGUCCACCAACAUUUUCACCAAUUACUAUCCUUUAUGUAAUUGUCUUUAAAUUGCUUUACUUUCAAACAAAACAAACAAAGGACCUUGAAGGCCUACUGAAAGCCACUACUAGCGACCACGCAGUCUGAUAGUUUAUAUAUCAAUGAUGAAAUCUUAACAUUAUAACACAUGCCAAUACGGCCGGGUUAACUUAUAAAGUGACAUUUUAAAUUUGCCGCUAAACUUCCGGUUCGAAACGCCUCUGAGGAUGACGUAUGCGCGUGACGUAGACCGGGGAAC
This is a messenger RNA of Entelurus aequoreus (snake pipefish), 1745 nucleotides long. Its product is annotated as CAP-Gly domain-containing linker protein 4. Lineage: Eukaryota; Metazoa; Chordata; Actinopteri; Syngnathiformes; Syngnathidae. The transcript is spliced from 7 exons. The record is from RefSeq and is a predicted model, not a curated record. The coding region runs from base 674 to 1066 and encodes 130 amino acids.